This is a messenger RNA of Hyla sarda, 2684 nucleotides long. RefSeq names its product potassium voltage-gated channel modifier subfamily S member 2 (gene KCNS2). The transcript is spliced from 3 exons. Lineage: Eukaryota; Metazoa; Chordata; Amphibia; Anura; Hylidae. Gene Ontology annotation, molecular function: protein binding; voltage-gated potassium channel activity. The record is from RefSeq and is a predicted model, not a curated record. Gene Ontology annotation, biological process: potassium ion transmembrane transport; regulation of delayed rectifier potassium channel activity; protein homooligomerization. Bases 664 to 2097 code for a protein of 477 amino acids. Gene Ontology annotation, cellular component: membrane; voltage-gated potassium channel complex.
AACUCAGCAACUCUUCCCCCAUGGUAUCUAUUAUAGCUUGACUUGGAUGCCUCUGCAGCAAUGCUCCUGAAAGUGGAACUACAAGUCUCAGCAUCCUACCAUAGGCUCCGAGAAAUAUGAGAACCACAUGUUGUCAGUGCAUGAUAUAGAUCUGAGGAAAUCCAUUCUCCAGCCCGCAUCGCUCCCCGGGAGCACCUGGGCAACCAGGCGGAGUUUAAAGGGCUGCGAGAAAAACAAACCUGCUCAUCGGGGGAAUUGUGAGCGAGAACAAGGAGAGGGGAGACAAUGACACUACUGGAGGCACCGAUGGAUCUGUCAGCCACCAGGGAAGCUGAGAGGUGAGAGGCAUGGGCUCAGCACUUGGAGCUGUCCAUUCAGCACCAGCGUUCAGCACCCUCCAACAGGUCCUGACACUACAGCACAACUUGAGCAGACUAGACUCAUUGUCUUAAGAGUAAAAAUCACCUUCGAAAGGUCCAGGCUUAAACAGAUGCAAGAUUAAAGAACAAGCAGCAAAGUCUUCCAGGGACAACCGCAGCUUCCUAAAGGAGUCUAUGGAAUGAGAGGCAUGGACAGAGCUUCUGCAAAUUCUUUGUUGCAACCCAUGCGCUUGGUUGUAAAGUUAUUAAAAGGUCUGUGCCUGUAGAGGCUUGAACGCUCAAUAUGACGGGCACACAAUUGAGGGAUUUGUCUGAAAGUGAUUUUGAAGAGACAGAGAUUAGUAUAAAUGUCGGAGGUUACAAGAAAAGGUUAAGAUACGACACUCUGCUCAGAUUCCCCGAGACAAGAUUGUGCAAGUUGCUGGCCUGUCAGUCAAAGGAAUCCAUCCUGGAACUAUGUGAUGACUACGAUGACACCAAGAAUGAGUUUUACUUUGAUCGGAAUCCAGAGCUGUUUCCUUAUGUCUUACAUUUUUACAACACUGGAAAGCUGCAUGUUAUGGGGGAACUCUGCGUGUUCUCCUUCUGCCAAGAGAUUGAAUACUGGGGAAUUAAUGAAUUCUUCAUAGACUCCUGUUGUAGUUACAGCUAUCAUGGACGAAAGGUGGAACCAGAGCAGGAUCAGUGGGAUGAUAAAAGUGAGCAGGAGAGCACCACGUCUUCUUUCGAUGAGAUCCUGGCAUUUUAUCAUGAUGCUUCCAAGUUUGACAGACAACCCUGUGGGAGCUUUAGGAGAAGACUCUGGCUUACUCUUGAUAAUCCAGGAUACUCCAUCCUGAGCAGGAUUUUCAGCAUCCUCUCCAUUCUUGUGGUCAUUGGAUCUAUUGUCACUAUGUGCCUCAACAGUUUGCCGGACUUCCAGAUUGUCAAUGCCAAUGGCAGCUCUGAGGAGGACCCCCGCUUUGAGAUUGUGGAACACUUUGGAAUAGCUUGGUUCACACUUGAACUAGUGGUGCGUUUUGCCGUAUCUCCAGAUUUGACUUUGUUCUUCAAGCAUCCAUUGAACAUCAUAGAUUUUAUUUCCAUCGCCCCAUUUUAUAUCACCUUAAUAGUCAACUUAGUGGUAGAGAGCUCUCCGGCCCUAGCAAACUUAGGCAGAGUGGCCCAGGUACUGAGACUCAUGAGAAUAUUCCGUAUUCUGAAACUUGCCAGACACUCAACAGGUCUGAGGUCCCUCGGUGCUACCCUAAAAUACAGUUACAGGGAGGUGGGACUGUUAUUGCUCUAUCUUUCUGUAGGGAUAUCCAUAUUCUCUGUUGUGGCUUACACUAUAGAAAAAGAGGAGAACGAUGGGUUGGCCACCAUCCCUUCCUGCUGGUGGUGGGCAACUGUUAGCAUGACCACAGUCGGCUAUGGGGACGUGGUCCCAGGCUCCAUAGCUGGAAAGCUGACUGCUUCUGCCUGCAUCUUGGCCGGAAUAUUGGUCGUUGUGCUUCCCAUUACUCUCAUCUUUAACAAAUUUUCCCAUUUCUACCGACGACAGAAGCAGUUGGAGAAUGCUAUGAGGAGCUGUGAUUUUGGGGAUGGGGUGAAAGAUAUUGCAUCAGUUAAUCUGCGGGACUACUAUGCCCAGAGAGUCAAAUCCCUUAUGGCCAGCAUCACAAAUUUAAGUAAGAACACCCCAAGCGAGCAGAGUCUGAAUGAGUCCAUAAACUAGACCAGCUCUACUACAACUAUAUGGCUGUAUGCUAGUUACACGUUCAUUCACACCAUCCACCUGUUGUCAGUGCAACAUCACUAAAAAUAACAUGAAUACUACAUUUCCAUGCGUGGGAGCUGUUCUCCUAUCAGGAUCCUAUCACUGUACAUCAUACAUCAUGCCAGCCUAGUGUAAGUGACUGGCACAGCUCUUCUGCCUGGCUUCCACAAUGUCGUAUGUAACAGAUUGUGUUCUACACUGAUGCAAUUGUCCGGCCUGUGUGAUCACUGUUAACCAGAGUAUGAGCAAUAUUAUAUGUAUCCAGGUGUCCCUGUAGCAAUGUCGGCAACUGACCCUGAAUGUGUGUAUAAAGUGACACGUGUCCUGUGCGUCCUGUGUAAGGGAAUGCGCUGUACUGUCCACCAGGAGCUUUGGCUUUAUCGUUACCAUCCAGUACUGUAUUUGUUGGGCAGGAUCCUUAGCUCGCUGUGACUUGCAGAUCUGCGUAAGAACUAUGUUCAUUGCUCGAGCAAAUGUACCAUUCAUACAACCAGUUCUCAACAAAAUGUGUCAAAUAAAAUGUUUUUUAAUGGUUGUUUGGUAUC